Molecule: messenger RNA, 876 nt
Organism: Adineta steineri
Lineage: Eukaryota; Metazoa; Rotifera; Eurotatoria; Adinetida; Adinetidae
Source: the annotation of a GenBank genome assembly
AGAAAAGGUGCAAAAGAAGGAAAAGUUGUGGCUGGAGGAAAUGGUCAAGGAAGAAAUCUCAAUCAAUUAUCUUAUCCUGCGGGAGUCAUUCUUGAUGAUAUGGGUCAAAUCUAUGUGGCAGAUAGUGAGAAUAAUCGAGUAAUGUGUUGGCGUGAAGGCAAAGAAGAAGGUGAAAUUAUUGUUGGUGGAAAUCAAUUGAAUCAUCCCAGUGGGGAAACGAACAGUUCCGACACAUAUCAGUUCGUCAACGAUACAGUCUACCGAGAUGGUGUCAACGAUGAUAACAAUUCGUCUGUAGUUAUAUUCACUGACCAUGAUGGGCAAAACUACAUCGACAAUCGAACAUACACAAACUCCUCGGUUGAUAGUACACGACAGGCUUCAGGUGUCUUCGUUUUCUCCGAUGGUGGCAGAUAUGAAGGGAACUGGGCUGACGGAAAGCGAAAUGGUACUGGGACACAUAACUAUUCUGAUGGCCGCAUAUACACUGGUGGUUGGAUCAAUGACAAAAGAUCGGGUUUAGGUGUACUAACUUCUUUUGGCGGUGAAACAUACAGUGGCAAUUGGGCUGAUGACAAGAGAAAUGGAUCAGGCACAUUACAAUAUGCUGACGGUAGAACAUACACAGGUGGUUGGAUGAAUGACAGAAAAAAUGGUCGUGGCAUAAUGAUCUGGCCGAAUCGUGAUAUUUAUGAUGGUGAUUGGUUUGACAGCAAGAUGCAUGGAUCAGGUGCAAUGCUGUAUGCGGAUCGCAGAAUAUAUACCGGUGGUUGGUUAAAUGGCAGAAAAUCGGGUCCGGGUAUCAUGAGUUGGCCUAAAGGCGAAAAAUGUGAUGCUGUUUGGAUUGAUGAUAAAGCAGUUUGUGAUGGUACGUAG